AUGACCCGGGAGAAGAAGGGCGGGGCCGUCGCUUUGGAAAGAGAGCUUCUGGCCGGAUGGGGAGCCGGAGCUGUCGAAACAUGCCUUCUCUACCCAGCCAACAAGCUCAUCUUUAGACAACAGCUCCAUGGUGUCAAGGCUGGUACGGCCGUGGCGCAAAUGCGCGCCGAAGGCUUACCCUUUCUCUUCCGGGGCCUGCUUCCGCCAUUGUUGAUGCGCUCGCUGUCGCGGGCAUUAAUGUUUGGGCUCUAUGAUCGGUUCGCCAGCCACUGCACGCCGCUUGUCAAACCGACCGUCCCACUUUGGUCGCCAUGCCACGGGUCGGCAGCCUUUCUGGCCGGUGCCUGCGAGGCAAUGCUAUGUCCAUUGGAACGAGUACAAGUGCUGCUUCAAACGCAGGCUUUUCACCAUAAAUUCGACAACACGGCCAGCGCUGUUCGAUACGUUUACUCGAAACACGGACUUCAUGAGUUUUGGCGCGGCUUCUCGGUGGUGGUCGCGCGAAAUGGACUAUCGAAUAUCCUCUUCUUUGGGCUACGCGUUCCACUGAGAGACCUCAUUCUGAAACUAAAUGGCGGUUCAACCGACGGAACUGGCGGCAAGCGUUUCGCCGCGGAGUUCAUCUCGGGUGCCGUAUUGGGAGCGUCCAUUUCGACACUGUUCUUCCCCGUAAACGUCGUGAAAAAUCGAAUACAAUCGCAGGUCGGCGGUCAAUACGCGGACGGCCUCUCCGUCCUUCGACUACUGCUGCGUGAACGUGGCUCGAUUUUAGGCCUCUAUCGAGGGGUCCACCUGAACAUUGGCCGAUCGCUGAUUGCGUGGGGCAUCACGAAUUCGGUCUACAGCGCACUUCAUCGACACCUACUAGCACUAGGAUUC
Molecule: messenger RNA, 879 nt
Organism: Mesorhabditis spiculigera
Lineage: Eukaryota; Metazoa; Nematoda; Chromadorea; Rhabditida; Rhabditidae
Source: the annotation of a GenBank genome assembly